GGGAAUGACGUCAGGUGUUCUGGUCGCUUAAAUUAGGCGAGACAAAAUAACAGAGGCAAGGCUGAGCGGCCAUCUUGUAGUCCCGUUCAACCACCAAGCAAACUUCUCUCUGUUUUCGGACCGUUCUUGUCAUCGGCCUGUUCUAUAAUAAGAAUGAUGUUUAUCCUACAUCUUUCCUUUUAUCUCGCUUUGGCUUCGGCAGCUGACGUGUGGGAAAAUUUCAAGGUGACCCAUGGCAAAUCCUACACCAGCGCCGGAGAGGACUCAUACAGGAAACAGAUUUUCGAGCAGAAUCUGAUAUAUGUGGAGGAACACAACCAGCGCUUCAGAGAGGGACUCGUGACCUUUGACCUCGAGAUGAACAAAUUCGGAGAUAUGACGUCGGAAGAGUUCGUCGCGCACAUGACCAGGCCCGUCCAAGUAAGGAAGGCAGCGAAGAAAACCUUCGCUCAUUAUCCUGACAUAGAAAGGUCUGACAGUGUCGAUUGGCGAUCUGAAGGCGCGGUGACGCCCGUCAAGGAUCAAGGAAUGAUAGGCCAGAGUUGGUGUUAUUCUGCUGUGGCUCCUCUGGAAGGUAUUUGGUUCUUGAAAACUGGCGACCUAAUCGAUAUGUCGGAACAACAGCUGAAUGACUGUGUGCCCCCCCUUGAGGGCACCGUGGAACGAGCUUAUGAGUACAUCAAAGAAGCAGGAGGCAUUGACAGUGACGAGUCUUAUGGAAAGAAGAGCAACGAAUGUAUGUUUAAUCCUGACGGCGUCGUGGCCAACGUUACCGGGUACGUAGACAUUCCCGAGGGAGACGAAGUGGCCCAGGCCCUGGCCGUCCAUGACGCUGGGCCUGUCAGCGUCUUGAUAGACGCUUCGCACCUCUCCUUCCAGCUCUACAGUUCGGGUAUCUACUACGAGCCACUAUGCCAGGAUCCCCCAUUGCUAAACCACGCUUUGACUUCGGUUGGCUACGGGUCCCAAGCGGGCACUGACUAUUGGAUUCUGAAGAAUUCAUGGGGUACAGCGUGGGGCGAAGAGGGUUACAUCAGAGUCAUCAGGAACAAAGACAACAACUGCGGUGUCGCUUCUUGGUCUUGCUACCCGACGGUCUAAUGACGCUCUGUGGAUCACUAGUCCAAGCACAUCACCUGUCAAAACUGAUGUUUAGACAGGAAGGCAUUGUAACAUCUAGUAUACUGUACUGUGCAUGUGAUAUAAAGUAUAUUCCUCAAAAGGA
Messenger RNA from Macrobrachium nipponense, 1225 nucleotides. RefSeq names its product digestive cysteine proteinase 2-like. Gene Ontology annotation, cellular component: lysosome. The record is from RefSeq and is a predicted model, not a curated record. The transcript has 7 exons. Lineage: Eukaryota; Metazoa; Arthropoda; Malacostraca; Decapoda; Palaemonidae. Gene Ontology annotation, molecular function: cysteine-type endopeptidase activity; cysteine-type endopeptidase activator activity involved in apoptotic process. Bases 154 to 1101 code for a protein of 315 amino acids. Gene Ontology annotation, biological process: positive regulation of peptidase activity; positive regulation of apoptotic signaling pathway; immune response.